This is a messenger RNA of Gambusia affinis (western mosquitofish), 3058 nucleotides long. It is a transcript of the gene tmem198ab, whose product is annotated as transmembrane protein 198b. The record is from RefSeq and is a predicted model, not a curated record. The transcript is spliced from 5 exons. Gene Ontology annotation, biological process: positive regulation of canonical Wnt signaling pathway. Bases 473 to 1549 code for a protein of 358 amino acids. Gene Ontology annotation, cellular component: plasma membrane; cytoplasmic vesicle. NCBI's taxonomy places the organism in Eukaryota, Metazoa, Chordata, Actinopteri, Cyprinodontiformes, Poeciliidae.
GUUUUGUCUGACAUUGUCUCCUUCAUCGUGUCUCUCCAGUGGUUCCGGUGUUUCUGCGGUCCAAUCUGCUGGUUUCAUUGAACCAGUUAGCAUCAAGCUAGCGGUGCUGCUACAGCCGAAGGUGCAUUUAUAAGCUCCGCCAGCAGGGGUCGCCUCACAGGCCUGCUGCCUCCUCCUCCUCAUCCUCCUGACGCACCGCCUUCAUCAUCCGGACCGGACUGCAGCCUGGAUGCUCUAGCAGUCCGAGUUGCUGAGAACCGGGUCUCCGUCCUCCCAGCCCGGUCCCGGUCCCGGUUCUGAUGGAUGGUUAGCCCUCCGCCCUGCCUGCUGCUGCGGACCCGGGAGCCAUGGAGUCGGUCGGUGCGGGGGGCUCCGCAGUGAAGGCGGAGGAACCGCGACCCGCCGCGGGGAACAUGGUGAAACCGUUCACAUGAGCGUCGCUCUCUGACCUCCUGACCUCCUCCUCAUUGCCAUGGCGACCUCGAUGGAGACAAUGCUGCUGGAGCCGCGCCCUGGCCGGCCGGACCCCUGCCCGGACCCUGGGGGCCGCUACUCGGUGGUCCCCUCUGUGGUCUGCUCCAUGUGCUGCCUCUUCGGCAUCAUCUACUGCUUCUUCGGCUACCGCUGCUUCAAGGCGGUGAUGUUCCUGACGGGCCUGAUGUUCGGCUCCGUGGUCAUCUUCCUGCUGUGCUACAAGGAGCGCGUCCUGGACACCCAGCUGAGCGUGGAGGCCUCGGUGGGCAUCGGGCUGGGCAUCGGCACGCUGUGCGGCCUGGUCACCAUGCUGGUGCGCAGCGUGGGGCUGUUCAUGGUGGGGCUGCUGCUGGGGCUGCUGGUGGGCGUGGCCACCCUGGUGGGCAUAGCGGAGCUGUCCCAGGCCCCGUCGCGCUCCGUCUGGGUGCCGCUGGGCGUGCUGCUGGGCCUCGGCAUGCUGUUCGCCGUGCUGACGCUGCAGUGGCAGCGCCUCUUCACCACGCUGUCCACCGCCGUGUUCGGCGCCGCCGUCAUCACCGUGGCCCUGGACUACUUCCUGGAGCUGUUUGCGCUGCUGGUGUACAUCUACGAGCGGAUCAAGGUGGAGCCGGGGAAGCCGGUGUGUUGGAUGACCUGGCUGGUGCUGGGGGUGUGGCCGUCCCUCACCCUGCUGGGGGUCAUAGUUCAGUGGAAGGUGACCGCCGAGGGAUACUCUCACACCAAAGUGAUCAUCAGCCGCCAGCAGCGAAGGAUGCAGGUGAUGCGGAUUCGUCAGCGAGACGACCGCUACCGCAACAAGAAGAAGAAGAAGCAGCAACAUGGCUCCUCCCACCAUCACCAGGCCAAGCAGCUGAACUCUGAGCCCGCCUACCGCCGCAAGCCCAACCCCAUCCGCCGCUACGACACCGACGUCCUGUCGCCGAGUUACAUCCAGAGUUUCCGGGACCGGCAGGUCCAGGCGCAGCCAUUCCCCGGCCGGCUGGUAGGAGGCGCUCACGCUGUGGUGGAGAUGGGCUACGACUGCGGCUCCACCACACCCCUCACCGGGGCCGCGGGGCCGCCGCUACGGGCCUGACCUCUGACCCCUGAUCUGGAGGAACUGACUACACUCACCACCGGAUUGACAGGCAACCUCCUGAUGUUGACCUCUGACCCUACAGGCAGAAUCUCCCCACCUUUAAACUCUGUACAAAGUCUUGACACACGAGCUAGGCUAGCUGUGGCUAAUGAGCUAGGCUAGCCGCUGGCUUUGUGAGGCUAAUCGCAUGCAGACACUAAACACACACACACACACACACACACCACAGCUCCAACGCUGAAGGAACCCAAUGACCCGGUUCUGAGCUUUCUGCCUCCAUCUCCAGUAAAACAUCGACUCCAGUGGUUCCACUGCGAACCCAGUUCAGGUUCCAACACCAGACCUGUCAAAGAUCCGGGUCACUAUCCAGUUCUUGUUGAUCGUCCAACCAGCUCCUCGCUAACCGGACGUCGUUUCUUUCUGUGCCAUCCGACCUCAACGACCUUCUGUGAAACCAGAAGAGACGUUUCCUCUGUAGAGGACGGACUCCCUUCGUCUCCCUCGGUGCUGGACAGAACUCUGCCAGGUCAGCCAAGCUUCCCUUCGGUAGCCAUGGCAACACCAAGCCGGGUUGUGUUGUUUCCCAUAGAGAGAGCUCUGUUUACACUGACACCCCAAAACACCUGGAAACUGGUUUCAAAAACUUUUGGUCUGGAACCACAAACCGCUAAAAACACGUUUAGCUUCUUAUUUCACACACCAAACUCACCUUGACACCCAUUCAGACCACAAGUGGAACCAUCUUAGCAGAAGCUAAAGUGUUAGCAGAAGCUAACGUCAUCUGCAGUCUUCCUCAUCUUCGCUCUCACUGAACUGAAGUUCAGAAUGGCAGCCAUUUUGAAUUUUGAAGUUAAAAUUGUCGGGUUGAGUUGAAAUUGAUUAAUUUAAACAAAACUUUAACACAGAUGCCAAAACUUUAUUUCAUUGAAAGUUUACCAGCCAAGUAGAAACUUUGGAAGCUAAGUGUGCUAAAUGUUUUCAAAGUUAGCAAAAUGCUAAAGCGCUACAUUAAACAUUAGUUUCCUCUCUUUGCCAAUUAGCCCAGUAGCAUAGAUAUAUCCACAUCUCGCUUCUGCUAAUAAGAAGCUAACAUAAAGCUAGCGUUAGCCUCUUUGGGUUCUGAUCCAACUGCGGUGCCGGUGUGAACGGAUGAAUCGGCCCAGCAGCCAUCUUAUUUCUCCACCAUGUUUUUCUUUAUUAGGGUGAUGUAACAUCUGUCUGGUAAAAUGUGAAACUUUCACGUGUUUUUAGAGGAGAACCGUGUACAGGAAGUGAUGCGUUUACUGAGAGGAACUGAGCUGCAUGAGACCAGCUGGUUAGUUUCAGGAAACCUGUACAGAAACUCUGCACUAAUUUUAAUGUCCAUCAGGAAUGAAGACCUGCUGUAUCUAUUUAUUUUGCUCGGCAGAGUUUAAAGUCAUCAUGUUUUGAAAUGUUUUUAAAUGAAAGCAUGUGUUCCUGCUGUUAAAACAAUAAAAACAUUCAAAUAGUUUUAUUAUCGUCACA